UUGGGUAGCCUGUGUUGACCAACAUGCCAGGGAACUCAUAGCUCGUAAACAUGGCGGCUGCCUCGGUUGACAGCAGAAGUAGCGAUGCUGGCAAACGCGUGAUAUUACGUGUCAAACGCAAAAGAACAGAUGACCCAGUGGAAGCUCUAGUUGUAUCGCACAUCCUUCCCUCCAAGAAAAACAAAACAGAAGAGAAAGAGGCUAAAGACAAAAGUUCAGCAGUUGAUCAAGUGUUCACCCUUCUUGGGACCACUGCUGAUGGGGAUAGAUCUGCUGCCCAGAAAAUACUGAAAAAUAUCAAGUCAAAACCACUUAGCCAUGCCAAUAUCAAAACUCAGAAGGCUUUGCCAGAGAAGCUUCAAACCAAAUUGCGGAAAGAAAAGAAGAAAUCACACCAAGAUGCCAGGUUCAAGUUAGUCUCAAGCAAUCGUUCCAGUCAAGCUGAUGCUCUCCACAGUACUGAUGAGCCAUGUUCAACUGCCCCAUUAGCUGUUGAUGAAGACUCAAGUGAAUUCCAAAGCGAUGAAGUUCAAAACUUUUUGAAAGUUUAUGAUGUGAUCAGGGAUGAAGACAUUGCAAGCAAGGACAAACUAACUCCAGAAAGCAAACAAGAAGACACAAGUGCUUUAGUCUGCAAUUCAGUGAAAAUGGUUCGGGAAAAGCUUGCAGUCAGCAAUGAUAAAAAUCAAGAGUAUAGUAUUGCAGAUAAAGGAUACGUUUACGACUUUUACUAUGCAGAUGACAUCAUUAACAAGGACUUUGGUGAUGUACUUGAAAUAACGGGUGUGAAUGACGAUUUUAUGCUGGAGAAAAUGGACCAAGAGUUUGAUGAGGUGUUUGAUGAUGAUGACGAUUCUAACGAUGAAAAUAACUGGCGUAAUGACUACCCCGAUGAAGGGGAGUGGUCUUCCGAGGACGAAAACCGCAUGACGAGGCUUCCAGAUCCCGACUUCGGCUUCGAUAUUGACGAUAGAAAAUACUAUCGUCAAGCAUUUGGAGAAGAUAGUUCAAGCGAUGACGAAUUGGAUUUUUACGGGGAACCGUGCAAGCUGGACGAGAGUGAGACGUAUAAUGAAGAACUGAAUGACCUAGAUGAGGGAUUUUAGUCACGUGAACUAGCUGGCCUGGUUCCUAAUGGCACAGGGUACCCAUCCCACGUGUUGCUGCUGGUCAGCCGACAGUUCGUCAGGUGGGUUAGAGAGAUGGACUUUGAAAAUAGCAGAGAGGCAAAGUAAUCUGUUAAGGUAGAUCAGAAAAAGUAGUAUAAUUGCACGGCCUUGCUGAGACCUAGCUACUCGUGGUGAUUUUAUAGUACACGUUUCUGGAUGGCGUUAAACUUCCAGUUGUCGUUCGUCGUACAGAAACGAUGCCGAAUGCCCAUAUUACUAGAAUAAGCUAAUAAGCUAAUGUAAAGGAAUACGUCAAAGACUGACCACACACUCAAGGGAAGAAAUUGCGCUCUCGAUCAUGAAGCGUUUGUGUGGGUGUGAUAAUUAUUUUGGUCAGAUAUCGAACGGCGGGUCACGUUUCGCCCCCAAGGAGAAGGGCAGGUUUUUUUUUGUCUGGAAUGCUCCAGGAGAAGUAUGAUCUUUUAGGCUCCUGGUGUUCUAGCAACGUGGCUGGCCUUUUGAUGACUAUUUUUUUAGAAUACAGAAAGCGCAAUGAAGAAUGUAAAAUAUAUAAUAAUGGUUAAUAUAAUAAAGGAUUUUUUGUGAGUAA
This is a messenger RNA of Nematostella vectensis (starlet sea anemone), 1719 nucleotides long. RefSeq names its product probable RNA polymerase II nuclear localization protein SLC7A6OS. The coding region runs from base 51 to 1106 and encodes 351 amino acids. NCBI's taxonomy places the organism in Eukaryota, Metazoa, Cnidaria, Anthozoa, Actiniaria, Edwardsiidae. The transcript has 12 exons. Gene Ontology annotation, biological process: developmental process. The record is from RefSeq and is a predicted model, not a curated record.